Erpetoichthys calabaricus (reedfish) is the source of this 674-nucleotide messenger RNA. It is a transcript of the gene birc5a, whose product is annotated as baculoviral IAP repeat containing 5a. The record is from RefSeq and is a predicted model, not a curated record. The coding region runs from base 93 to 515 and encodes 140 amino acids. The transcript has 4 exons. Lineage: Eukaryota; Metazoa; Chordata; Cladistia; Polypteriformes; Polypteridae.
UCCACUUGUAAAAGCUGUCCGGUGACCUAUACGCGUUCGGGUAUUUUUUUUUCCUUCUUUUUGCAAGAAACGCUGAAAAGAGACGUAUAGAAAUGGUUACUCCAGAAGAAUGUGACUUAUACUUUUAUGAAAAGCGAUUGCAGACUUACUCCGGUUGGCCGUUUACAGGAGGUUGUGCUUGCACUCCUGAAAAUAUGGCGAAGGCAGGGUUUAUCCACUGUCCCACAGAGAACAGCCCAGACGUUGUUCAAUGUUUUUUCUGCUAUAAGGAGUUGGAAGGAUGGGAACCAGAAGAUGAUCCUUUGCAAGAACAUAAGCGUCAUUCGCCAAAUUGUACUUUCAUCGGUUUAAAAAAGAGCGUGGAGGAUAUGACACUAGUAGAACUUUUAAAACUUCAGAAAGAUCGCCAGAAGUUUUUGCUUAAAAAGUCUACUGAUGAGACCAUGGAAAAGUUUCGCCAAGCAGCCCAAAACACACGGUCGGAGUUGGUUAAAAUAAUUACCAAGGCUAACUAGCUUAUUUGGAGUUUAAUAUAUUUUUGUGUCAUCUCUCUGUGUAUGUGUAUAUAUUUUGAAAGUGUUUUGUUUUUAAUAGCAUUGACCGGAAAGUUUUAUACAGUUGUCUAAAAUGCAGUUCUCUUGUCUUUCCUGUAAAUGUUUUUUUGUUAAAUUGUA